CAAACGGCGCCCCCACCCCUUUCACGCGUCUGCCCACAUCCCUCACCGCUCUAACUCGCCGAAAAACUUAGCAAACCGGCCGAGUUCACUCAUCCCAGUCCCCAUGGUCCCCCCUCUACUCCCCUCUCCUUCCUCCACGUGUCCGUAAUCAUGAAGAACGCGUUUUCUCCUCAUUUUUUUUUAUUUUAUCUUUUUUAGGCAAAAACGGAAAAAUGGGAGGCGUAGGAUUGAGUUACACUCGAUCUACUCCAUCCAUCUGUCCUUGAUUUCCACAAAAAGAGAUAAAAUUCGAAUUUUGUUUUUGGGAUUUUUUGGAGAAGAUUUUCGGUUUCUUGGAGAGGAAGGAAGGAGAAGCUUCUAGGCUUCCUAUAAAUAGGGGAUUUUUGGACAGUCCGAAGGGGUUUUUUUGAAAAAAAAAACUAGGGUUUUAAUAUUGGAUUUCCAGAUUUCUCUUCGGAUUUUCGGUUUUUCAUAUAUAAAAGAAACAAAUCAGUUUCUUCUAGGGGGAUUUUACAAAAAGUCAAAAAAUACGAAAAAAUCAGUUUCUUCUUCCGGAUUUUUGUUCGAAAUGGAGUUAAAGCCGAAUGGAUGUUCGAAUUUUUGAAGUCGUUGUUCGUGUAUUUGGUCGUGGCUCAUUGUCUCUGCUUGAAGAUCUGUUUGAAUUUCUCCAUUCCGGAUUGGCUUGACCUUGCUCGAUUCAGUGCCGCAAUUAAUAGAUUUUGUUCAUUGGAAGGUUAAUCUCAGAUUUGCUGAUCGAUACAUACAAUGGCCGAUCGAGUGCACCCAGUGGAUAUACCAUCGACGAGCAAUCCACCGUCGUCGAACAACUCCGGUGAAGUAGUAUCACCAAAACAACCGCCAUAUCCAUCGCCGGCGAAGCCUGUCCCACCGCCGCCGGGAACUUACGUAGUUCAAGUGCCGAAGGAUCAAAUCUACAAGUAUCCUCCGCCGGAGAAUUCUCGUCGGUACGAAUCUCUCACAAAACGGAAACCUCAACGGAGCUGCUGCUGUCGUUGCCUCUGCUUCACUCUCAUCGUCUUCCUUGUUUCCGUAAUUGUACUCGGCGUAACCGCCGGAGUUCUGUACGCUGUGUAUCGUCCCGAGUCACCGAAAUAUACUAUCUCCAGCAUCGCGAUUAAGAAUUUCAACUUCACGUCAGCGACAUCUACAAUCUCGCCGGGGUUCGACAUUGCCGUCAGAGCUGAAAACCCUAACGAUAAGAUCGGAAUAUACUACAUGAAAGGAAGCUCUGUAACGGUAGUAUAUUCCGGCGUUGACCUCUCCACCGGGGUGUUGCCGGCGUUUUUUCAGCCGGCGAACAAUGUAACGGUUUUUAAAACGGCGUUAAAGGGUUCGAAGGUUAUGCUUGGAAGCGCCGUUAAGUCGACGUUGAUGAAUGAACAGAGGAAAAGGAAAGUGCCGUUUAGGGUGAAUAUUAAAGCGCCCGUUAAGAUUAAGAUUGGAGCUGUUAAGACUUGGGAAAUCACCGUUAAAGUUAACUGUGGUGUAACGGUGGAUGCUUUGACUGUUAAGUCCAAGCUGGUUUCUAAAGAUUGUGAUUAUAGUGUGAGGCUUUGGUAAAGAGAGAAAUUAUGUUAUGUCCAAGCUGAUUUAAUUUAAUUUAUUUAAAAUAAACUGGAGACUGGAGCACCGGUGCUCCAAACUCCAGUAUAUUAUGCUG
Molecule: messenger RNA, 1681 nt
Organism: Nicotiana tabacum (common tobacco)
Lineage: Eukaryota; Viridiplantae; Streptophyta; Magnoliopsida; Solanales; Solanaceae
Product: NDR1/HIN1-like protein 13
Biological process (GO): defense response to other organism
Cellular component (GO): plasma membrane
Source: RefSeq, a predicted model, not a curated record